Messenger RNA from Cyphellophora europaea CBS 101466, 1962 nucleotides. RefSeq lists its product as uncharacterized. Gene Ontology annotation, biological process: regulation of DNA-templated transcription; aflatoxin biosynthetic process. Gene Ontology annotation, molecular function: zinc ion binding; DNA binding; DNA-binding transcription factor activity, RNA polymerase II-specific. The coding region runs from base 1 to 1962 and encodes 653 amino acids. The transcript has a single exon. The record is from RefSeq and is a predicted model, not a curated record. NCBI's taxonomy places the organism in Eukaryota, Fungi, Ascomycota, Eurotiomycetes, Chaetothyriales, Cyphellophoraceae. Gene Ontology annotation, cellular component: nucleus.
AUGGAAGUCAUGAUGGGGAACAGCACGUCGUUGCCGCUUGAUGCUCCGUCUCAUCCACGCCUUUAUACACCCCCGUAUGAUCAACCAGAUAGCCUGCCCUUCCACAUCGACGCGACAUCAACCGCCUCGUCCACUUCAUCCUCGUUAUCCACAUCAACCUCCGCCGCCACCACCACCACCACAAAACCUACCAGUACAGACGCUUCACUCGAGACCAUAGCCACCACAACCCGUGCCUCUCCAUCAUCACCACCAGCAGCCUCGAAGGCCCCCACCAAACCCAGCCGUUCCUCACACCCCUGCCCCCGACCUCGGCCCCGCCAGCGCCGACACCACCCCGCAAAGCUCAAACUCAGCUGCGACCAAUGCGCCCAGCGCAAGAUCCGCUGCCCGCGCGACCAGCCCGUCUGCGAGCGCUGUGCCAAGCACGGCCUCGAGUGCCGCUAUUCGGUGGCGCAGCGCUACGGGAAGCCCAAGAAGGCCGUCUCCGCUGCUGUGGAGCAAAACCGGGGAGGGAAGGAGGAAGGAGAGGAGAAGGGGGAGUUCGCUGGUGACGGCACGCGUGGGACAAGUGGUUUCGGUGGUGAGAAGAAAUCGGAGGGAUUUCGGAAUGGUGGUGCUGAUGCUGACGCUGGUGAUGAUUCUGGGACUGAGGCUCGAACUCAGGCGGCUGAGGAGCAGGCGCGGUGGCAUGUGAGGAUGAGAGCUGUGGAAGGCCUUGGUUCCGACGAGGACAGGAGGGAUGGGUCGGUGUCACCACCGAUGACGGCGAGGAUUGCCGCCACCAGAAGCCACGGCGGGCCCAGAGUUGAGACCGAAGCGACAGCGCAUUCAGUCGGCGAGACUGACACUUUCGCCAUAACGGCCACGCAGUUCCUGCAUUUGUCACCCAUGCUUAGCGCAAGUGCGGCCGACACAACUACAGCCACGGCUGCCGUUCUGCCGAGCAUCGAGGCCAUGGAGCAAACGAGCCCAGUGCUCAGCUCUUCCGCCUACACAAGCGACGCCAGCUUUCAAUCGUGUACGAUCCGGACGCGAACGCCGCUGACGCCGCCUGCGGAACCCGUCCCGGUAGUGAUAGGCUAUGGCGACGAUGACAGCUUCUCUCGUUGGCCUGAGACAGCACCCGCGGCAUCAUCAAUGAGCGAGUGGGACUACAUGGAUGGCGGCGUCGACGAGGCCAGCAACGGUAUGACGGGCGUGGCAACUGAUGGAUGCGGUGACAGCACCACGGCGGCUGCAGCAACCAGAGGCGGUGCCACGCAACAAGCAGCCCUGCAGACUACCCUUCCCAUGUUCCCAUCCGGCCCCGCCGCUGCGACUGCUAUCUGGGGCCGCGAUUGCUUUCAGCGCGUGUGUGAGGCGUUUCAGACGCUCAAGCAAACCCAUGAGGCCGCCGCAAGUGCCACCGCCGCGACAGCAUGUCUGCUGGAGCCGCCCGUCACGACCGCGGCGGCGCAGUUUGUCCUGACACCCGACUACGUGGGAAGCAUGCUGCAGACGACAUGUCACGUCAUUGAAGAGGCCGCGGCGAUUCUACAAUGUCCGUGCCACAGGACGGCCAAGGUGCGGUGCGCUUUGACCAUGUUGUUGCUGGAGGUGGUGUCGUCGUACGAAGAAUUGGGGAAGCAGUUGAGGCGGAAACGGGCCGUGGAGGGGGCGUUUGGGUCAGCAUCAUCCUAUGUUGGCGGUAGGACCGGCAAUAGAGCGGCGGGCCCCGAUGCUGAGAUGGGCGUCGGGCCUUCAGGAGGCAUGUUCGUGCCACCGGUGGCGGUGGGAACAACGAUGCUGAAUCAGUGCGAGUCGGCGGCUAUGCUGGCGGAGUUCAUGUUGUCUAAAAUCCGGCGGAUACAGGGCAUGACCAAGAUGCUGAGUGUGGGGAAUACGCCGUCGAGUCUGCAGAGUGAGAUUGUGUUGGACAGCGCGGAGGAUUUGCUGGAGGCGCUCAAGGCCGAGAUGUGA